This is a messenger RNA of Alternaria atra, 957 nucleotides long. RefSeq lists its product as uncharacterized. The record is from RefSeq and is a predicted model, not a curated record. Bases 1 to 957 code for a protein of 318 amino acids. The transcript has a single exon. NCBI's taxonomy places the organism in Eukaryota, Fungi, Ascomycota, Dothideomycetes, Pleosporales, Pleosporaceae.
AUGUCUCCAAAUCAGGUUGCGCAAAUCGCAUCACCCCUACUCAGGCUCCCUGCUGAGGUCCGCAUUGCCAUAUACGAACUAUUAGACUUUCCGCCUGUCGACAACGAGCAAUGCCGCGGACUGAUUCUUUCCUGUCGGCAAGCAAAGUACGAGUGCGAAGGAGAGUCGAUCCGCAAGACAAAAGCGUGGCUGCUGUCGUACAAUCGGGACGUCCUUUCACAAAGCGAGCUUGGAGUGCGUAUCCUACUUCCUGUCGUAACACAAACGCCUAUCGAAAUGCACGCCAAAUUCCACACCCUCCGUGACUUGACACUGGUGGUUCCUGGCCAUAAAUACCAUGAUUGCGCGUACCUGGACCCAAGUUUCUACAAGAGCUUGCGAUCUUUGAAUGCCAUUUUCAGCUUAUGGUUGGACAGUUUGACGUUGCACUUCUCGGGCCCAGUAGGAACAAACGCCCGAGGAACCAGUAUGUAUCCGCAUGUUAGUAAGAGCUUCAAACGCCUCAUCUUCGUUCUGGAGAGCGGCUUUAUGUAUGCGCACGAUCCUGUCGGUCAGAGAGACACCCUCAAACUCAACAAGUACCGGUCUAUGGUGAAGCACUGGCAGCCGCAGCCAGCUUUCAUCAAGAAGCUAGUGGUUUCGUGGGAUUUGACCGAGGAGGGUUUGCACAGCGAAGCUCUUUUGGCGGUAGACUGCCAUUGCAGAAAGCGUGCAACGGCGCCAUGUCUUGGAUGGCGAAGAUAUCACGUCGUCGUCCGUGAAGAUGACCUCCUCGGUUCAGAAUCAAGAGAAUCAUUCUGUCGAUUUCGCCCCUCGGAUCUCGAAAACCGCGAAGAUCGUAUAGCGGGCCCGGAUAGCGAACACAAAAAGCAAUACCUCAAGUGUGGAGAAUGUGGUUGGGAGUACCAUCGCUACAUCCGAGGCUUGCCGGUUGAUGAUGACGAACGCUGGCUUUGA